CACCGUUCCCCUCUUGUUCCAGCCAAAUACAGACGCCGUCGUAGUUGGGUCUCAUCUUCCGCCGGCGAAAUAAGAACCAUAGUGGCUUCGGUGGUAGUCGAUUUUUUCCGGCGUUUUGGUGAUCUUCAAAAGCAUCAGUGGGUAUUUCUUCAUAAAUCCGGAAUGACAUCUUCGAGCACUAGCAUCAUAUAUCCUCCUCUACUUUAUGAAGAAGGGAAAUCGCCUCUCCAACAUAGGAGCAUGAACCACAAUUGCUUUGUGUCCAAAAUUGGGAUUUUGAAAGAAGGAUUAGGGGUGGACGUGUGGGAUAAACUGAAGGAAUCAUCUCUUGCAGUGUUUAUAAAUUUUGCUGAAUUGGAAUACACAUGGGUUGCGCAGAGAGUUCAUUUUCUACUCACACAUAAGCUGAGAAUAAACAACUUUCAUGAGGUUUGGUAUUUGAUUGAUGGUAGACCAAUUAGAUUUUCUUUAAAUGAGUUUGCGGAGAUAACAAGUUUAAAUUUUGAUGCAUUUGACCCUUUAGACAACUUUGAUGUUGAUCACCAUGAUUUCUUGAAAGAAAUGAAAAUACCAACAACCAUGGAUGGUCAUAUGUGGAGUGAGUUGCUAAAGGUGCUUGAUUUUAGCAAAACAUGGCAUGUUGAUAAGAGGUUGAUGGUUGGUAGGUUAUGUCUAUUGUGAGUAUGCGUACAUGGAAUUCAUCAUACAUCUAGAAUCCCGUUGGCGACCGCAAAAAGAGUUUUAGAUCCAGUCGCUUUUGAGAAACAUCCAUGGGGUUGGGUGGCUUUUAGUAGUCUAGUGAAUUCUGUUAAGAUUGUUGACUAUGAUAAAGAUUCAUAAACCGUACAUGGGUGUGUUCAUGCUAUGUUGAUUUGGCUGUACGAGAGUGUUACUGGAAUAGGAGAAAGUUAUGGGUUUAGAAGGACAAAAACGACUAGUGUUCCACUUCUUGAUUGGCGAUCAUCUCGAAAACGUAUCAACUUCACAAACCUCAUCAAAAAAGAGAAGGAGUUGCACGGACAGGUUAAUAGUGGUGCUAGUUUGUGACUAUUUUUAAAAAAAAAAUACUUUUGACCUGUUGUUAUAAAUUG
This is a messenger RNA of Camelina sativa (false flax), 1091 nucleotides long. RefSeq lists its product as uncharacterized. The record is from RefSeq and is a predicted model, not a curated record. NCBI's taxonomy places the organism in Eukaryota, Viridiplantae, Streptophyta, Magnoliopsida, Brassicales, Brassicaceae.